Messenger RNA from Galdieria sulphuraria, 635 nucleotides. RefSeq lists its product as hypothetical. Gene Ontology annotation, cellular component: nucleus; cytosol. Bases 3 to 584 code for a protein of 193 amino acids. The transcript is spliced from 3 exons. The record is from RefSeq and is a predicted model, not a curated record. Gene Ontology annotation, molecular function: nuclear import signal receptor activity. Gene Ontology annotation, biological process: protein import into nucleus. NCBI's taxonomy places the organism in Eukaryota, Rhodophyta, Bangiophyceae, Galdieriales, Galdieriaceae.
AAAUGUUCGGUUUGGGAGUCCCGUCUUGUCCGAUAUUCACUCAGUUUCAGCAGGUACAACCAGAAAAAUUCGUAGCUCAGUUUCCAGCCAAGUUUUUAGGAUCCUCGUUUCUUUUCUUUCUGCUACCUGGCGCUUCUCUUCCUGCGAACACAGUAGCAUCUUUGUAUUGGAGCGUUCCGCCGUAUGAAAACUGGUCUUUUGUUGGUUUGAUUGGGAACGAUUGUCCAAGCAAAUUGUGCACUUUAAAGUUACCAGCGCAGUCAGCCUCCGAAAAUGUUAUGAUAGAAGUAAGUACGAUGGAAAACAUUUUGUUUUCGAUAACUUGGUUCAAGUUGGGUAUUUCUAUUGAAAAUAUGUCGGAAGCAGCUUUAGCAGUUCCAAACAGUCCUACCAUUGUUCUAGAUCAGUCGGAUCUUCAGCUUCUAGUUCGAGGCAUUGCAACAGAUUUUUUUCGUUUUGUGGAAUCUUUUGGUCAGUCUAUGGGCCCAGGUGGUUUAGCACUAGUAGAUAAAUGGUUUCAAAAGUUUCAAGAAAAGCUACAAAGCGAUCCUUGGUAUUGGAGACGUAUCUCGGAUAGGACUUGAAAGAAGCGUGUACAAAAGAUAAACGAGUGGGAAAGCUAAAAAUUUACUUGC